AUGGAUUGUGGAAAGAAGUCGAACAAAAUCAGAGACAUUGUGAGGCUUCAACAAAUCCUGAAGAAGUGGAAGAGGUUAGCAAAUGGGGAGAAGAGCGGCGGCGGCGGCAAUGAUAAGUUGUUGAAGACAAGCGGGGCUUUGGUAACGGAGGAUGUUCCAAAAGGGUAUCUGGCAGUGUGCGUGGGGGAAGAGCUUAAGAGAUUUGUAAUCCCAACACAUUACCUAACCCACCAAGCAUUUAGGAUAUUGCUGCGGGAGGCUGAAGAAGAAUUUGGGUUUCACCAACAGGGUGUUCUUCAGAUCCCAUGCCAUGUCUCUGUCUUUCAAGAUAUCCUCAACUCUGUCCAACCAAACCACCACCAUUUUGCUGCUGAUAAUGAAAUCAUGUUAUCCUGA
Messenger RNA from Cucurbita pepo subsp. pepo (vegetable marrow), 396 nucleotides. Its product is annotated as auxin-induced protein X15-like. Lineage: Eukaryota; Viridiplantae; Streptophyta; Magnoliopsida; Cucurbitales; Cucurbitaceae. The record is from RefSeq and is a predicted model, not a curated record. Gene Ontology annotation, biological process: response to auxin.